Camelina sativa (false flax) is the source of this 1083-nucleotide messenger RNA. Its product is annotated as NDR1/HIN1-like protein 6. The record is from RefSeq and is a predicted model, not a curated record. Gene Ontology annotation, biological process: defense response to other organism. Gene Ontology annotation, cellular component: plasma membrane. NCBI's taxonomy places the organism in Eukaryota, Viridiplantae, Streptophyta, Magnoliopsida, Brassicales, Brassicaceae.
CUCCCCCUUUGAAAAGUUCUUCCUUAUUGACUUUCAAAACCCAAACCUCCUCCUUAUAUUCAUUUCCCUAACCCCUAAACUAAAUAAGAUCAACAAACGAAGCUUCUUCUUCUUUGGUGUCAUCAAGAAUGUCUCAGCACCAAAAAAUCUAUCCGGACCACGACCCAGAAGCCCCAACCGCACGUCCAACGGCUCCUUUGGUUCCUCGUGGUUCAUCACGAUCAGAACAAGGAGACCCUUCCAAAGACCCUUUGAACCAAGGACCACAACGGUUCGUGCCUUUGCCUCCUCCAAAGAAGAGAGGAUCAAGAAGCUGUUGUUGUAGAUGCUUUUGCUACACGUUUUGCUUUCUCUUGCUACUUGUUGUUGUUGUAGGCGCGACGAUUGGUAUACUCUACCUUGUCUUUAAACCGAAGCUACCGGAUUACUCUAUUGACCGGUUACAACUCACGCGUUUUGCACUUAACCAAGACUCGAGUUUGACUACGGCUUUUAACGUGACUAUAACCGCUAAGAAUCCGAAUGAGAAGAUUGGGAUUUACUAUGAAGAUGGGAGCAAGAUUACUGUGUGGUACUUGGAACAUCAACUAAGCAAUGGGUCGUUGCCCAAAUUUUACCAAGGCCAUGAAAAUACGACAGUGAUAUACGUAGAAAUGACUGGCCAAACUCAGAAUGCAUUGGGUUUAAGGACAACAUUAGAAGAGCAACAACAAAGAACCGGGAACAUACCAUUGAGAAUUAGAGUUAAUCAACCGGUUCGGGUUAAAUUUGGGAAGUUAAAGUUCUUCGAGGUGAGGUUUUUGGUCCGAUGUGGUGUAUUUGUUGAUAGCUUGGCAACAAAUAAUGUUAUUAAGAUUCAAAGUAGUAGCUGCAAAUUUAGACUUAGGUUAUAAAUCAGUCUUGAGGUGGUUUUGUCAGAUAUAUAUAUAGUCACAUAGUUCUCCUCUAAACUACAUUAUUAUGUCUCAUAUUCUGAUACCUUUGUUGUAUAAUAAAUUACUUAUUUUUGUUACACAUAGUUGUUUGGUAAAAUUUGGUUUAUUUACGUUGUUUAAUUUCAUAAGAGGUACUGCUAAAGCUAAA